ACGCAUGUGAGGCGGGAGGAGGCCUUAGGCGAGAGGUUGCGCAUGCCCAGAUAGCAGUGGCCGGUGACCCUACCACUUACAUGCGGAGCUCGAUGCUAAUUGGUCUGGAUUUAUGUAGGGGUGAAUUUGGACGCGUCUGCCCCGCCUCCGGGCUAGGCCCUGUGGCUGCAUUGGUUGGGGAGGCCGUCAGUCAUCAUAAACAGGUUUGCUGGGGUUUGACCUCAGUGCUUGGCACAGAACCUCCCGCGCUGGAGAAGACCCUGAGCUGGAGACCCAAGAUCUAGGAGUGGCCCUGGCACUGGGGAGGAGCCCUGGUGCCUCUGGGUUGCAAGGUUCAAGAUCUUCUAUAGAUGGAAGAGUUUUCUUAAAAUACUCAGACCAGCUUCCAUUGUUUAGGUGGGAAAACUGAGGCCCUGGGAUGUGCAAACCUACAGAACAGGCCCAGAGGUUAGGUCUGCCAGAUCAGAACCCUUUGGCAGGUUUCUGACUGCUCUACCUGGCGUCCAGAGAGCAGUCAUGCAGGACAAGCAUAUUAAAGGAAUGACUAAAGAUCCUGGCCGAGACUGGGGACUGAAUCAGCACAUGCUCCCUGACCAGUGCUAUGCGAAGGUCAGACAGGCCACAUUCCACUACCGGACUCUGCACAGUGACCAGGAGGGCGCCGUGCUGGAUGACAGCCGCGUGCGCGGCAAGCCCAUGGAGCUCAUCAUUGGCAAGAAGUUCAAGCUGCCCGUGUGGGAGACCAUCGUGUGCACCAUGCGUGAGGGGGAGAUCGCCCAGUUCCGCUGCGAUGUCAAGCAUGUGGUCCUGUAUCCACUGGUGGCCAAGAGUCUACGCAACAUCGCAGCCGGCAAGGACCCCCUGGAGGGCCAGCGGCACUGCUGUGGCAUUGCCCAGAUGCAUGAGCACAGUUCCCUGGGCCACGCCGACCUGGACGCCCUGCAGCAGAACCCCCAGCCUCUCGUCUUCGAUAUCGAGAUGCUUAAGGUAGAGAACCCUGGCACAUACCAGCAGGAUCCGUGGGCAAUGACAGAUGAGGAGAAGGCAAGGGCAGUGCCGGUCAUCCACCAGGAGGGCAACCGGUUGUACCGCGAGGGCCACGUGAAGGAGGCUGCUGCCAAGUACUACGAUGCCAUUGCCUGCCUCAAGAACCUGCAGAUGAAGGAACAGCCCGGCUCCCCUGACUGGAUCCAGAUAGAUCAGCAGAUCACCCCGCUGCUGCUCAACUACUGUCAGUGCAAGCUGGUGGCCCAAGAGUAUUACGAGGUGCUGGACCACUGCUCCUCCAUCCUCAACAAGUACGAAGACAACGUCAAGGCCUACUUCAAGCGGGGCAAGGCGCACGCGGCUGUGUGGAAUGCCCAGGAGGCCCAAGCUGACUUUGCCAAGGUACUGGAGUUGGACCCCGCCCUGGCGCCUGUUGUUGGCCGGGAGCUGCGGGCCCUGGAGGCACGGAUCCGGCAGAAGGACGAGGAGGACAAGGCCCGCUUCCGGGGCAUCUUCUCCCAGUGAUGGGGCUCUUCCCACCCUGCCCAGCCCACUGCUGCCACUGCCAGCCCACCCACCCCCACUGUAUCAUGCUUCUCUGUAUAUAAAGGCCUUAUUUAUCUCUC
Messenger RNA from Hipposideros armiger (great roundleaf bat), 1613 nucleotides. RefSeq names its product AHR interacting HSP90 co-chaperone (gene AIP). Gene Ontology annotation, molecular function: peptidyl-prolyl cis-trans isomerase activity; protein binding. Bases 517 to 1512 code for a protein of 331 amino acids. The transcript is spliced from 6 exons. The record is from RefSeq and is a predicted model, not a curated record. Lineage: Eukaryota; Metazoa; Chordata; Mammalia; Chiroptera; Hipposideridae.